AUGGCCCCCGCAACAAAACGCCGCCGUCUCUCCCAGGACUCAGACGCGGCCUCAUCCCACUCAAAAUCUGACGCCGCUUCCUCUAUCGCUUCUUUGUCCGGCGCAGAGCAAGAUGCCUCAGACGCCGCCGACGAGUUUUCGGAUGAGCCCAACACCGACGACGAGAUCGCCGCCGCCGGUGCUAAAAAGUCAAAGAAGACCGCGAAACGCAAACAUCGGGCCACGGAUGCCGCCCACUUUGGUGCUGCACUGCAAGGGCUGCUGUCUACUUCGGCACCCACCUCUCUCCCUCUCGCCUUGAAACCCGAAGUUGCACGGCGGAAGAACGAAGAGGCGCUAGAGAAACGCGCUCGCCGCGUCCUGACGGUCGAAAAGAAGGAGAAGGAGGAUCUGGGGCGGGUCAGAGAUGUGAUCGGUGGAUGGGGCGGCGAGAGCGAGAGGGCGCUCAGGAAGGUCGCACAGAGGGGUGUCGUGAAGCUGUUCAAUGCCAUCCAGCAGGCCCAGAUGGGCGCGAGGGAGAAGGAGGAGGAGGUCAAGGCGUUGAGAGGGAGUGGAAAGCCCACGUUGCCUGCGCCCAGUCUGGCUCUGGAGAAGAAGGGCAAGGGCAAGCCAAAGGGGAAGAACAAGGAUAACGAGCUUGGGCGGGCCAAGGAUGAUGCGCUCGGGAAGGACGACUUUUUGGAUAUGAUCCGUUCGGGCGGCAUCGUUUCUCGUACUUAG
Peniophora sp. CBMAI 1063 is the source of this 720-nucleotide messenger RNA. The record is from the annotation of a GenBank genome assembly. Lineage: Eukaryota; Fungi; Basidiomycota; Agaricomycetes; Russulales; Peniophoraceae.